UGUACGGCGUGGUGGCGCGCGCUGCAAUUAAGUAACGGGACAGAGCGUUAUAAAAAUAAAUAAAUACAUCAAAUACAAAAUACAAAGUACAACCAAAAUAAACAAGCAUAGAGAACAGCAGAAAUAUCAAGACCGUAUUACACAACUUGCCCAUCAACCAAACAACGACGACUUCCACGUCAAUCAGCAGAAUUCAACUUUUGGUACAUUCAAAAUCAAUUUGAGAUACUCAAAUAUCAAUUUUAAGGCUACACCUACCCACGUACAGGUGUACAGGGUGUAUCUAUAUGUACAGACACAAAUAUAAAGUUCUUUGAAUCGCUGCAUCCGAAUUGCGAUUGAGAAAACAAAGCAUUUGAGAAACAUCAUUUUGUAAAGACCAGUUGUGAAGAUACAAAAUCGAAUACAGAACAUAAAAAAUAGACAACCGAUACAAACACACUUACACGCUCACAUAGAUAUGUACAUAGUAAAUACAAGUAUAUAAACCGUCAAGCAAAUAUGCAUCUAUGCAACACACAGAUGCCCACAUAUAUAAAUAUAUAUCCAUGUGUAUAGGAGGAUGAUCUAGACAGCUACGCUUAUUACGUCAACCAAGACGGAAACACUUUGUCAAACAAAGACACACACACAUUUCUCAUUGUUAAUAAGCAUACUCAAUACAACGUGUAAUACACACAACAUAAACUAAAACCCAAAACAAAAAAAGCAAUAAAUACACACAAGAGGCCAAAGAUCUAGAUAAACUAUUCCAAAUUACUUUCAUAGUCACAGUGAAACGUUCUUCAAACCACAAGCUGCAGCUUAGACACAAAUCAGAGUCAGUCAAGAAUUGGAACAGGAAUCAGAAUCGGAAUCGGAAUCGGAAGAGGCACUGAGGCAUCGAGAGUGCAAGGUAUACAGGUAGAUCUAUAGAGGAUAGAGGCCUGCUAGCAAAAUGCAUAUUGAAAUACAAGUGGCGUUGAACUUUGUCAUUUCGUAUCUAUACAACAAAUUGCCACGUCGACGAGUCAAUAUCUUUGGGGAAGAAUUGGAAAAAGCGUUGCGUGACAAAUUCCAAGGACACUGGUAUCCGGAGAAACCCUUCAAGGGCUCGGCAUAUCGUUGUCUCAAAACCGGUGAUCCUAUUGACUCGGUGCUAGGACGUGCAGCUCGUGAAAGUGGUGUACCAAUAACUGAUAUCCUUGAGAACCUACCCAAUGAGCUAUCCGUCUGGGUGGACCCCGGUGAGGUGUCGUACCGCAUCGGCGAGAAAGGGGCAGUUAAGAUACUCUAUACGGAGAACAAUGAGAACCAUGAGGAUAGCCACUCGGCGGAUCGAGAGGUUACGAAGACGUUCAAUCCGGAGGCACAAUGCUUUCGUCCCAUCGACGUGGUCAACACGACCAUGAACAACUUGAGCUUAAGUCCAAAGGCAUUGCCACUACCGUUGCCAUUGCCGCCGUCGGGCUCCUCACCACACUCGGUCGCUUCUAGCUCCCCGCCAUGUAAGGGCAGCCCGAAUCCCAAUGGCUGUGUCUCCAGCGGUGCCAGUCUCUCUGGCAGCAACACUGUGACUGCCACCGCUACUGCCGCCGCCUUUGUGCAGCGUGCCGCUCAGGCGCCGCUAACAUUUACAACGGCCACCUUUGCCCAGACAAAGUUCGGCAGCACCAAACUCAAGACUAGUUCCAAGCGUACCAACAGCAGCUCGUAUCGCAUGUCGCCCACUGAAUUCUCAAACUAUAUCAAGCAACGUGCCAUGCAACAGCAGCUGCAUCAUGGCCACAGCGUUGGUGGCUCAUCGGCGGCGGCCUUUGGAGCAUUGGACGCCGUAUCCCCGGCACGUUCGCUCUCACCCAAUCCGCUGGCAUUGGGUAACAAUAAGACCGCCCCGACUGCUGAACCCUUCUAUUACGCCAAUAUACCAAUGGGCCUCUAUCCCCAGUACAACGGGCAGCGCACUCUCUUCGAGCCACACUAUAACACGGAUGCGGCCAACAUUAGCGUCUGUUUCGGCAGUGCGACAACAGCCGUCUCCACUAGCAGCAACAGCUACAGUACUUAUCUCGAUCCCUGCUACUUUUCCAACGGUCAUCUUAACACGAAUGUGAAUGCUAAUGCCAAUGCCACUGCAACUGGAGCUGCAGCUGGAGCUGGAGCUGUUGGCGAUCAGCAGCAGUUGGAGCAUGCCAACAGCAGCGAGACCUGCUUUGCAUUGGACACAGAUCAGAGCAGCAUUGCUGGCGCUGCAGUCGAGGAGGUGGGUAACGCAGCCACUGGUGAAUCAUCAAUCGAUAGCAGUCCCAUUACCACGCCCACUGAUGGCAUUAUGCCAAGUCUAAACACUGUCAAUACAUCGGUUGCAACAGCAGUUUCUGCCACCAGUUCUGCCACCGCCACCGCCACCGCCAACUCUACAGUUACCGGAUCAGCUGCUGCAUCCGGAUCUGUCAAUCAAGACUCCUCCGCUUCUGCUGCUAGCAACAGCAAGUUACUCGAUGGCCUCAGCUCGUUCUACGGCACCGGAUCCUCCUACCAGCAACUGUUAGUCGCCAACUAGACCCUUCCUGGAAACCCAGUUAAGAUCAUUGAUAAUCAAAUCGCAAAGAGACAAAUUAAAACAAAAAACCAAAUCAAAUAAAUUAAAAGACGUCUGCGGUGGUAACAUUUAAGAAGCAAGCGGCCAAGCUAUCUUAAUUUAGAUUAAUGCAUGUUAUAUGGUCUUUAAAUGUGACCCAAAAUCACCCCAGAACAUAUUCUACAGUCAGAACGUUGUAUUAUUAUUAAAACCAGACCCAGGCAGGAGUAGAAAAUGAUGAAAACCAGAAAACCAGAAAGCCCCAAAACCAAUGCAAGCAAUGCAUGUAGAAUGUUUAACUGUAACCAUUUUAAAUAGCGUAAAUCACGUACUUGUGUAUUACUAGGACAAGCCAAUGAGCCCGACCAACCAACCGACAACCACAAUCUCAACCAAGUUAAGAAUGUUGCGGUCUCUGACGGCGACUCUGAUCGAUUCUCCAGCUUACAAAAAAAGGGGGGGAAAAGCGUUGUAUGAAACUUUUCUGUUCUGUUCUGUUCUGUUCUGUUUUUUUCUUUUUCCAUCCGAUUGCGUUUAAACGUUAUUUUCAAAGAGAAAUUUUUGAUUUUCACAACUUUCACAUCCAGUCAGUUUCAGACUCAUUCUGCGGAUCCUUGCGAAGCCAGGAAAUGGCUACAUCAAUAGCCAAAACGCGUACAUACAUAAAUACAUACAUACAUACAUGCAUACAAAAUACUAACAAGAUACAAGAAGAAAAAACACUCAAAACGAAAUCCUUUUUAGAAUUUCUAAAUUAAUUGUUUUUAAAUUGUUAUAGAUACAUACAUAUGAAAGAAGAAGAAAAAGAAAAAAACAAGAUGAAAAGAAUACUAUUAAAUCCAAAGUUGGGCAUCCCUGACAUAAAGUUUUUAAUUAGUUGUAACUUAAGAGAUAAGUUAUUUUUUGUAUAGAGACAAACAAUGAUGAACUAAAAAAAAUGAAAAAUGAAAAAUGAACACGAGAAACGUGUUACAAAACAUAGGAUCGAAAUUUGCAUACCCUUCGAACAAGCAAGAUUUGAUUGAUCACAAUGAUGGAACAGGAUAUCAGACAUAGAUAUAGCUGGAAAUCAGUUGCUGCCUAAAUUGAAAUGAACUUCAAACACAAUGAUUCGAAAAAUAAUUGCAUAAAUCAAAAUAUGACUUUUAAUUGCAUACUUAUGAGUCGACCACAAACUAUAUUGUAUUUUGAGUUGUCCAAUUGCCAAAGGUCCGAUCAAGAACAUUUAUUUAUCAUAAUGCAUUAGCUUAAUUUAUUUUAUUUUUGUUUCUCUUUUUUGUUUGUUUGUUUUUCGUAGGGUAUGCAAAUUCGGCGCGCCGAAAAAGUUGUUUCAAUUUUUUGUGUGCGAUAUGUGUGUGUAUUACUAUUUGACUUUUUUUGUAUAUGCAUGUAUAUCUAUUUUUAUAUGAACAUUUGUAAUUUUUAUAAAAUCAAGUAAAGUAAAAACAAUUUUAUACUUUUUAUACGGGCUUACGUGAAAUACCUUGUGCUAUAUAAAUGUUUACUUUCAUUUAAAAAAAAAAAAAAACAAAAAUAUAAACAACAAAUCAAAUAAGCAUUUUUAUUUAUAGCUUAUACAUUCAUGCAUGCAUAUACAUAAAUAUAUAUACAUAUAUACACAUGUAAGUAUAUCUAUAAUAGUUAUUAUGUAAUUUCGAUUCGGAAGCCUCUCAAAUUCAAAUUCAAUAAUACAAAAAAAAUGACAAAAGAAA
This is a messenger RNA of Drosophila grimshawi, 4272 nucleotides long. RefSeq names its product protein Tob1 (gene Tob). Gene Ontology annotation, molecular function: transcription corepressor activity. Gene Ontology annotation, biological process: regulation of gene expression. NCBI's taxonomy places the organism in Eukaryota, Metazoa, Arthropoda, Insecta, Diptera, Drosophilidae. The record is from RefSeq and is a predicted model, not a curated record. Gene Ontology annotation, cellular component: nucleus; cytoplasm. The transcript has 5 exons. The coding region runs from base 938 to 2542 and encodes 534 amino acids.